Malania oleifera is the source of this 2314-nucleotide messenger RNA. RefSeq lists its product as uncharacterized. Lineage: Eukaryota; Viridiplantae; Streptophyta; Magnoliopsida; Santalales; Ximeniaceae. The transcript has 16 exons. The record is from RefSeq and is a predicted model, not a curated record. Bases 397 to 2028 code for a protein of 543 amino acids.
CCAAAACAUUAAAAGCAAGAACAAAUAAAAUACGAAACAGAAACAGAAACAGAAACAGAAACAGCAACAAAAACAAAAUUUAAAAUCCAUCAUUCCUCUCUCUCUCUCUCUCUCUUCGCAAUUUAUUCCCUUCCCUAUUCUCGGAAAACGCAAACUAUUUGUUUUCCCCUUUUAAUACUUCCCUCAGGAUGAGUUAGGGUUUCGUUAGCUUCCCCGGAUCUACGGCCAGACGCAAACCCUGACGCCCUGAUCCUCGCCACUAGCCGUUGCGCUCUCAUUUCCCGCCCGUUUGAGCUUCCUCUCCACCGUCGAUUACCCGGAUCUUGAUGUUUGGCCGUUAAAUCGGUCCCUUUGUGCGCAGGCUUUCAAAAAUUUGGACCGUUGAAGCGAGCGGAGAUGUCGGCGGUGGAGGCGGAGAAUAAGGGCGGAGACGAGAAGUCGGAGAAGGUGGAGAAGGGAGGUGAGUUGUUGUUUUGUGGCUCGACGAGUUGGGACGCCGUCGGCCGACGCAAGAGUCAGUUGGAUGGCAAUUUGGUCUCGCCCUCCAGGCUCCGGCCACUCGUCGGAGUUGACAUUCGGUUCGUUGCGUCGGGUUGUGUAUCUUGUCACUGCGUGGCAUUGGAUGUUGAAGGACGUUGCUAUACAUGGGGUCGCAACGAGAAGGGGCAACUGGGUCAUGGUGAUAUGCUUCAGCGGGAUAGGCCGACAGUGGUUUCUGAGCUCUCAAAGUACAAAAUUAUUAAAGCAGCAGCUGGUAGGGGCCAUACGGCAGUGGUAAGUGAUGAUGGACACUCACUAUCUUUUGGCUGGAAUAAACAUGGGCAGCUUGGUUCAGGUUCACUGAAAACUGAGAUUGAGCAAUCUCCUGUUCGCUCUCUUGCUACUCAAGUUAAAAAUGUUGCUUGUGGGGCUGAUUUUACAGUGUGGUUAUCUUCUGUCGAAGGAGCUUCUAUAUUAACUGCUGGUCUUCCACAGUAUGGUCAACUUGGUCAUGGAACAGACAAUGAGUACAAUACUAAAGAUAGCUCAGUGAAGCUUGCCUAUGAACCUCAACCACGCCCUAGAGCAAUAGCUUCUCUUGCUGGGGAGACUAUAGUCAAAGUUGCUUGUGGAACAAACCAUACUGUUGCGGUGGAUUCCAAUGGCUAUGUUUACACGUGGGGUUUCGGUGGUUAUGGAAGGCUUGGACAUAGAGAGCAAAAGGAUGAAUGGGUUCCUCGCCGUGUUGAUGUCUUUCAAAAGCACAAUGUUCUACCACCUGAGGCAGUGAUUUCAGCUGGUGCUGUUAAUUCUUCGUGUACUGCUGGUGGAGGGCAGUUGUACAUGUGGGGCAAAAUAAAGAAUGCUGGGGAUGACUGGAUGUAUCCUAAACCUCUUAUGGACUUAAGUGGCUGGAAUAUUCGCUGCAUGGAUUCAGGCCAGAUGCAUCACUUUGUUGGUGCGGAUGCCUCAUGCAUAAGUUGGGGUCAUGCUCAGUAUGGAGAGCUGGGAUAUGGCCCUAAUGGGCAGAAGUCUUCUGCUGUGCCCAAAAAGGUGGAUAUCCUUGAGGGCAUGCAUGUUAUCAGUGUUGCUUGUGGGCUUGGCCAUUCCAUGGUGAUUGUUGACAGAACAAAUGUUGUUGAUCGGCUUGAUCAGUUGGAUGUUUUUGAUGGCAAAGCUUCUGGUGAAGGGAGUGAGGAGCCUGAGAGUGUGACUGCAGUUGCUAAAAGAAGUUCAAAAAAGGGUACUCCUAAAGCUUUUGAGAAUUCUGAGACUUCAAAGAAGAGGAAGAAGACACAAGAUUCGUCGGACUCAGAAGAGGAAGAGGAGGAUACUGAUGAUGAGAGUGAUGGUGAAGAACAGGCCAAUGGGAAAACAAAACGGAAGAGGCAACAGGGUGGAAAGGCUUCUGGUAGAGGUCGUGGUCGAGGCAAGGGUGCUAAAAUGCUCACACCAGAGAAAAAGAGCACUGGGCGUGGGCGGGGUCGAGGGCGUCCACCUGCUGAGAAGAAUAGUUCGGGCAAGAGAGGAAGGCCUAAUAAGCGAUAACUCAUGCUUCCCCCCAAUUCUAUUUGGAAAUUUUGUUAUUAGCUAGAGAAGUGUACUUUCUAGCGAUUUUUAUUUUUUGCCAUUCCAAGUGAGAAGCUUGCGUGUCUGCAUCUGUUGUUUGAUGGAAACAACCUUCCCGGGCUAACAUUUUGGCCUUCCUGAGGAUUUGAUUGUGAGGACGGAGAAAUUACCACAUGUUUGAGCAGUGACUUUAUAUGGGCAUUUAUUGUUCUAACUCCCAAGAUGAUAACUGUCCUUCAAUUUUAAAUGGAAUACUUGUUCAAAA